CGGACUUUAGUACUUUGGCACGUUGUCUGCUGUCAGCGAACGAUAACGUGACUUUGUCUCGUAUCAUCAACUACCUGCAUCAGUCUGGAGUAGUUAUCGAAGCAAGGCAACAUGGCGUUAGGAACGGCUGUGCUGUUUGUGGCGUGUCUAGCUGCAGUCCAAUGUCAGCGGUACGAUCCUCUGUACAAAGAGUUGAUGUCACGAGAGGCACAACACACCAUCCCUGUCGACGGCAAGGACGAAACACUGAACGUGACAAUAAACUUGACCCUGCUGAAGUUCACCUCGCUGAAUCUGAGGACAGGGGACGCUGUGCUGGACACGUGGGUCCACUAUGAGUGGGAGGACAGCAGGCUGGCAUGGGACCCCUCGGACUACAAGGGAAUUACACUGAUGAACCUUCCUCCUUCCAAUAUAUGGACCCCUGACAUUGUUCCCUACCGGGGACAUACAGUCGUCACUGAUGUGCCCGCGGUUGUACGCCAUAGCGGACUUGUGUACUACAUACCCCCAACCAUCAUCAAGACACGAUGUGACGUAUCGAGCUACACCACCGACGGCACCGUGAGGUGUAGCCUGAAGAUUGGAUCGUGGACGUAUAAUGGCAACAUUUUGGACGUUCAGAACAAAGGCCUGGAGAUCGACGUCUCUGAGUACCACCACGAUGGCCAGUGGGACAUCACCGAGCAUUCCAUGCAAAGAAGUGUUACCUUUUACCAAUGCUGCCCCGAACCAUACCCUGCUAUCAUGGCUUCAGUGACAUUGAAAGCUAAAAGACAUGGUCUGUUGGGCUGGAGUUUGUUUCAUUGAAAAGGUUGUAGUAGUUUAUAAAGAAGACAUGAAUCAGAUUAGAAACCUGAUACCAUUUCAAAUUAUACGUACUCGAACCGUUUUAGGAAUUUAUUGGAGAAUACGUUUAACAAGGUGUAUCUGACUGGACUUUGUUGUUAUAUUCCGAUUAACGUAAUUCCCACUUACAUGAAUAAGUAAGUUAUUGAUAAUUUCCGCUCGGAAAAGUGUACAAUCAGCAGAUUAAAGAAACAAUAAUAAAGUCAUUUGCAUGGA
Messenger RNA from Haliotis rufescens (red abalone), 1065 nucleotides. Its product is annotated as acetylcholine receptor subunit alpha-L1-like. The transcript has 4 exons. Gene Ontology annotation, molecular function: extracellular ligand-gated monoatomic ion channel activity; transmembrane signaling receptor activity; neurotransmitter receptor activity. NCBI's taxonomy places the organism in Eukaryota, Metazoa, Mollusca, Gastropoda, Lepetellida, Haliotidae. Gene Ontology annotation, biological process: regulation of membrane potential; signal transduction; nervous system process. Bases 112 to 810 code for a protein of 232 amino acids. The record is from RefSeq and is a predicted model, not a curated record. Gene Ontology annotation, cellular component: synapse; neuron projection; membrane.